AUUAUCAGCUACCAUGACCCAUUGCAUGCGAUGCAGUAAAUUGGAAAUUGAGCUGGAGAUAGCCAACAAAACGAUCAGUAUCCUGAACGAAGCGUACGACGAGCUCAACAAAAAGUAUGCAUCCGCUGUGGGAUUACCGAAAGAAGAGAUUAGUAACAAUGAUGGACUAGAAUCGUUGGAAUCAUUGAUUGAGCAAGUAACGCAAAAGGACCACAAUCUCUCGCAACAGCAGGAGGAAUAUCCGUUGGUUCCGGUCGAAUCGCUAGAAGGCUUAGAACGCUUAGAGGCAGAUGCUUCUUCGGCGGAAUUCGUCCGGGUCAUACGAUCCAACUUUGCGAAGAAACACGAAGAUCUGCAGGGUGAAAGUGGCACCAGCAUAUGCUACUACGUGAUUGAUCAGUUUUUUACAAGAGCGUUUCUUACCACGUGUUCGUGGACUGGUGCAGCAAAAAAUCGAGCCGGAUCCAAAAAAUACAUCACCAAAAUUCCAUUGGCAGCAUUUCCGAACACAGUCCAGCUAUUCUAUCUUGUAGUCAACGAUGUCGAUCCAAAGUACACCUUUGAAAAGGUGGAAAAGUUCCUCCGCCAGUGUUGCUGCCAUGCUGGUCAGCGGUCGCAACAGAAACGAGUUAAAAAAAUAACCCCAAGCGUAAAGCUAAAGAAGAAAAAGGCAGUGAAGCAUUCUGUCUACACGCCACUGCAACAAGCACCAGCACAGCAGAUGAAUUUGAUACAUCAGGAUUAUGACAUCAUGCACGACGGUUAUAUUCAACAAGCCUGUGAGGUAUCAGAAAACAGUUUAAUUCAGCAACCAUGCGAAGAAGUUCAAAAUCAUUUAAUUCUACCGCAUUGUGAGGAUGAUCAAAAUAGUUUGAUUCAACACCAAUCCGAAGAAACUCCAACCAGCUUGAUUCUACAGCAUUGUGAAUUAGACCAACAUAAUUUAAUUCAACCACAUAUGGAAACGUCUGAUAACAACGUGAUUCACAUAAGCUUCUCUAUGCUCCCGUAACAAUAGCCAGUUCAUUGAAUGCGGUAAUCGUUCCGUUGCAUGUCCUCGAUGUCUCGAUCGGACAAAUCAACCUACAAGAUUGUCUCCUUUUCUUGACGUUGCGAUUAUAAGAUAUUUAAACGUAGAAUUAGGUUUAAGCAUCGAUCUGUGAAAUGGAAUGGAAAGGCGAGGAAAUAUAUACCAGCUU
Molecule: messenger RNA, 1199 nt
Organism: Anopheles aquasalis
Lineage: Eukaryota; Metazoa; Arthropoda; Insecta; Diptera; Culicidae
Source: RefSeq, a predicted model, not a curated record